AAGAACAACAACAAAGAUGGCGGAGCCGACGGUCCGUGUUUCUGGGAUCGUUUUAUCUUCUCUGAUGUUCCAGCACGGGAACACGGACUCUGACGCGGAGGGUCUGGUCCUGGGGGAGAGUCGGGUUGAAGAGCAGAUCACCAUCAGCGACUCUCAGGCCGACAGGAUCAACAUCCAGGAGAUCUACUACGUACAGAAGCACAUCGCCUGCAACAAACUGAACCAUUUCUACAGCGGGGCAGGAGAGGUGAACUCGGUCGCUGUGCAGAAGCUGCUGGCGGACAAUAAGCAGGACAGCGUGCUGGGCUGGUACCGGCAGCGCAGGAACUCUGAUCAGCAGCUGAGCUUCAGAGAGCGGAUUGUCCACCAGUCCCUGAAGGCAUCGCUGAGAAACCCCCACCUUCUGUUCCUGCUGCUGACCCCCCACAGAGCGAGCAGUGCUGAGAGUACUCACAGGACCGAGUACUGCGCGUACAUCUCACGCAACAGUGUGUUCCAGAGUGUUCCCCUGCUGGUGAACAAUCUGGGUCUUCAGGAGCCUCAGAGCUACUGGAAGCUUCCUGCCGGAAGACCAUCAGAACGCUACAGCGCCACCAUCAGGAGACACAGCUCCAGCUUCUUCUCCUCUGACGGUCUGCUGCGAGACGUCAACGAUGUGAACGCCAUGAACGAUUCUCUGCAGGAGGAGCUGCAGGCAGCGUGCAGAGAGGUGGAGGACAGCGAGCGGCAGCUGGAGACUCUUCAGUCUGAAGUGUCAGCGCUGAGGAAGAGGAGCAGAGAGAGGAGGAAGAAGAGUGAAGCUGCAGGAAGAACAGGCGAGGAAGAGGAGGACCAGAGGAGGAAUCUUCGUCUCCAGGAGGCCGUCGGCGCUCUGUUCAAGCGCUCGCCGCUCUUCCUCACACAAACUCUGACGCUGCAGGGGUUUCCUGUCCCUGAACGCACCUUCAGCGGAGAGGAGGAAGAGGAAGAGGAGGAAGAGGCAGUGUGUGAGGAGGACGAGGAGGAAGAGGCAGUGUGUGAGGAGGAAGAGGCAGUGUGUGAGGAGGAGACUCAGGAGAACACACACUCCCGAAAGAGGAGGAGAGAGAUGGCGGCGAGCAGCGAGAGGAAACGCAGAAAGUGAAUCCUGAAUGAAACGAGCUCAGGUCGGAGGAGGGUCUCCCCCCUCCCCUCCUGAAGUGAUCUGAUGUAUUUUAUAAGUUGUUUCCAUUUGAUAAAGUCGUCUUUUGAUAAAGUC
This is a messenger RNA of Trematomus bernacchii (emerald rockcod), 1237 nucleotides long. RefSeq names its product abraxas 1, BRCA1 A complex subunit (gene abraxas1). The record is from RefSeq and is a predicted model, not a curated record. Gene Ontology annotation, cellular component: nucleus. Lineage: Eukaryota; Metazoa; Chordata; Actinopteri; Perciformes; Nototheniidae. The transcript has 9 exons. Gene Ontology annotation, molecular function: microtubule binding; polyubiquitin modification-dependent protein binding. Gene Ontology annotation, biological process: protein K63-linked deubiquitination; mitotic spindle assembly; attachment of spindle microtubules to kinetochore. The coding region runs from base 17 to 1123 and encodes 368 amino acids.